AUGGUUUGGCUUCUCGAUGAUCACUGGGACAAACAACACCGGUCGUACACUAUGUCGGUGGAGCAGCGGGAGCUUGCACCUCUGAAGCUUCGGGCUCACGGGGUCAACCUUGGGUGGAUGCGCUAUGAUGAGCGGUACACACCGUAUGUUAGGGAGACAGGACUUCUCCCUUUCAUUCAGUUGCCUCGGGAACCAGAAGUAGAAGGCAAGAAGAAGGAAAGAGUCGCAGCCGGUGCUACUUUCACGUGGAUUGUAUCGAACUUCAGUACUUGCCCCGAGGAUGCUAAUGAGGACACGGUGAAGACAUAUGCUCGUGUCUUGAUGUGGUACGUGAUAUCCAGGACUAUGUUUGCUGAUGGCACAUGCAAGAAUGCUCCAUGGAUGUGGCUCAAGGCGUUGACCGUCAUCGAUAGCAAAUGGAGUUGGGGUUCGGCGACACUGGCUUACUUGUAUAGACAGUUGGACGAAGCCUGUUGUAGGCUAUCUGGAGGUAUUGGUGGUUGUUUGCUCGCACUUUCCAUAUGGAGCUGGGAGCGUUUGCCGGUUGGACGACCGAAGACCGUGAAGUACGAGGAUUGGGACGACAAAGACGACCCACUAUGGCUCCCCACUUGGGCUUACAAGUGGGAUGUGUUAAAUGAGAUGACGGAUGAUCCCUCGGUCAUGUAUAAGCUAUACAGGAGCAAGCUGGACGCGAUCACGCCUGAGCAGCCACACCCGCCGGAGUGGGAGGACACGGACAUAUUGCUACACAACAACUAUCUCACAUGGUUUCUUGCAAGAACCCGUGUGGAGGUAUGCAAGCCGGCGUAUGUUGAGGAGAUUUUGGAAGAACCCACCGUUUUUGAUGAGGUAGCCCAGCACCAGUACAACGCAUUAGUCAGGAAAGGCAACUCAGUGAUCCCUUCAGCUCCAAUGAUGAACUUUGUGGUUCCUGAUGAUAUGACCUUGGGGACCUACAAGGUUCGGUCUGCAUACAAGUUAAAGCCUAGGAAGGGAAUCAAGAAAUACACACCUGAAGACUUCACCCAAAGAGGCAAAAGGACGGUUGGCACCUCGCGGAUGGUGGCUUUGGAUGUCUAUUUGGAUGACGAUGUGGAUGACGUGGAGGAACCGGAGCCGGAGCCGGAGCGGGUUCCUCUUCCUAGGAAGCUCUAUGUUGAAAUCUAUGUUGGUGGUAAUGUCGAACUUGUCGUGAUGGUCACUCUAUGUGUUGAACUCUAUGUUGGUGGUAAUGUUCAACUUGAAGCUCUUAGUAAUGUCGUGGUGGGAAUUGUUUAUAUGUCUUAG
Molecule: messenger RNA, 1290 nt
Organism: Triticum urartu
Lineage: Eukaryota; Viridiplantae; Streptophyta; Magnoliopsida; Poales; Poaceae
Source: RefSeq, a predicted model, not a curated record